Molecule: messenger RNA, 2333 nt
Organism: Dendronephthya gigantea
Lineage: Eukaryota; Metazoa; Cnidaria; Anthozoa; Malacalcyonacea; Nephtheidae
Product: neuropeptide Y receptor type 6-like
Exons: 3
Coding region: 815-2239 (474 amino acids)
Biological process (GO): G protein-coupled receptor signaling pathway
Cellular component (GO): membrane
Molecular function (GO): G protein-coupled receptor activity
Source: RefSeq, a predicted model, not a curated record
UUUGAAAUCUCGAUAAGUUAUAACAUUGUUUGGGCCGUUCAUGUAUUGUUUUCAAACAUAUUUUAAAUAUAUAUGUAUGUAUAUCACAAAUAAACUUUGUUGUAAUGGCGAAUGUAUAGAAACAACUUAAACAUCUGGCAAUGGAUCUAUAGCUUCGGUCGCCAUGCAGAAGAGAAAAUAUAAAACAACUUCAAAGCGUUUCCAUCCAACAAUCUAUUUACAACUUGUCUAACUACUUGAAAUGUAUAAGCGCUGGUUGCCUGAUGGAUUGCCUCGACCUGUGGUGGUCCAUUGUUGUGCAAAAAUACUCGCAGUCUAUGUAGCAGGUGGAAGUGCGUACUUGCAUGUGCUUUGACAAACAAGCUAUCAUUGCAUCGGGGAGGUUUAAGAUUUGUAGAAAAGAGGGUUGGGAAAUCAUUGCUUAAGGGGCCAAGGGUGAAGACAAAAACGUCUGAGGCAUUGUUUUGAAGGAAUUUACGAGCGAAUUACUUGGUUUCCCAGCGCGAACUAUGUCAAUACACAUUACAGCCUUAUGAAAACAACUUCAUAAUUGAUGAAUGUUUUUGAAAAUGCACGAAAUCACUGCGAUAGAAGUCAAAGCUGAGCAAGUCUGAAAAAUACAUCACGAUAUAUACGUCUUGUUCUCACGACCCGAACUAUUAGACAAAACUGCCUUGCGAUUAAAAAAAUGGUGCAACACUUCGAGGAAUCGAGAGAGCUCAAAGAUUUGCCUAGAGGGAUCUGCUCAACUAGAUCGAGUGCUUGUUGAAAUUUGAAGAGGGUUGCAUUUGCCGUUCGUCGCAUCUCUAGAAAGAUGUCGAACUUUUCCAGCACAAGCGGCAUAACUCUCGAACCGAGCGAGACCACGAAAAUUAUUAACAUCUUCAACUAUCUUCUUUACACAUUAAUCCUCGUGCUUGGCGUUCCUGGAAAUAUUCUAGUGGUCUGGUCGCUUCUCUCUGUUCGAAAGGAGAAAGUAAAUAAAAGUUACAAGAUACUCGUGAUAAAUCUGGCCAUCAGCGACAUUGUAGUGGUUCUGGCUACGUGUCCAUUUCAAAUAGCCGAGUUGAUCUUACUAACUUUUCCAUUCGGCCGUGCGAUGUGCUCUAUCCUGUGGCCUCUGCAAACAGCAAGUUACGGCGCUGGGGUGUAUAAUAUGGUCUCCCUAAAUGUCCACAGAUAUUACGUGAUAUCCUACCCCACAAGCAGCCGAGCGCUUGGAAGGAUUACGUGUUUUGCUGUUGCGCUGUGCUGGAUGGUGCCAACGCUUAUUACAGCGUUACCUUACGCGAUAAAUCUUCAAUACACGCCUGAGGAGUCGUUAUGUGAAGAAACUUGGGGUGAUCAUACUGCUCAUAGCUACACAAUCUACCUCUUUUCUGUGCAAUACAUCCUACCUCUGUUUGUUAUUGCCACAUUGAACCUGUUGACAAUACGACGACUUAAAAGACGUUACAUGUUCAGGGUGAACUGCGCCCGUCUCUCAGACGACAACCUUCAGGCACACAAAAGAAUAGUGAAAAUGCUUCUUUUUAUCAUCGUCAUUUUCGCAUUGUUUGGUCUACCAGGACAGAUCAUGUGGUUACUGCCGGCGAUCACAGAAAUCAAAGACGACUCCGAUUAUUUAUCGAUACGUUCACUCGUUGACAUUUUCAACUUCAUGUACUGCGUCCUGAAUCCUGUGCUGUUUUUCACCUACAAUAAAGAAUGUUUUGACAGACUAAAGAAAUUUCUAGCUUCGCUGUUCUCCUGCUGCGUUAAAUAUCACUGGGAGAUUUCGUCGCCGAUCGGAACGAGUCGCCACGACGCGGUGACGAAUCUGCUGCCCGCAUCGCGGACAUCUUAUAGUCAGGACACGAGCGGGAGCGACGCCCCGCGGGCUGAUUCAAGAUACGCGCCCGCGCUACCAAAAUGCUUACUGGCGAAACUUGAUGAAGGCUCCUCGAAGGGGACCGCUGAUAAAGUCGAUAAACAGGUGCCCGAUGCGCUUUAUUCGUCGCUUACCGGACUUUAUACCCCGGUUGUUAGUUGCCAUGGUAGUAGUGACGUUGAAAAGCGAACAAAAAGCUCGUCCCAGAUUGUUAAAGUGGCUGGUGACGAGGAGAUAUUUCGGGGAAGUUUUGUGGAGUUGUUGAGAACUAGAAAUAUUACCAAUGACUUGAUGAAGUGUUUGGAGCAGUCGCCAGAGACGGCCAUUGUUGAAGAAGGCGUGCUUGAGACUGGACAUCAUGUAUUAUAAUUGCUUACAUGAAGUAUAGUUUAAAUAUUCAAAAUAUCAUAAUUUGUAAAUAAUUUAAAAAUCAAUAUACAUUUAUGACUGAUUAUCUAAGAAG